Molecule: messenger RNA, 1293 nt
Organism: Sugiyamaella lignohabitans
Lineage: Eukaryota; Fungi; Ascomycota; Dipodascomycetes; Dipodascales; Trichomonascaceae
Exons: 1
Coding region: 1-1293 (430 amino acids)
Molecular function (GO): oxidoreductase activity
Source: RefSeq, a predicted model, not a curated record
AUGGGUUCAGGGUUCUCCAUGCUGUCGGCCUCAGGGUCUGGAAUCGAUGGCCUCGGACUGAAACCACCAAAGACAUACGGUAUCCAGCAGUCGCUGGAAUCGAAGCGCAAGUUGGAUUUUUAUUUGAAGGGAAAUCACUUCAACUAUAAUUAUAUGUUCAAUAACCGUAAAUUUCACAACCAUUUACCGCAUGCUCUAGUAUCAGCGUAUUUCUUAGGAGCAUCUCCUAAACAGUUGGAGGAUUUGUAUGAAGAUAGUAUACAGGAGUUGGUGCAGUGGACAGAAGAACGUCCCUCGGAAGUAACUGAUGACGAUUGGACAGAUUUUUUUGGCCGUAAGAAUUAUGAUCGCGCCUAUUUCGACUAUUUUACUGAUAAAAUUAGUGAGAGCACAAAGGACUGGAAGGUUAUUGCUAAACAGUUUUACGUCGAUAAAUAUCAAGCAGAUGGCGAGCAGCCGAACCUGUUAUCAGGCCUUUACAGUGGAUUACUGCAUCCAUUGAUUCAUUUUGGUUAUGCCAUCGAAGUUGACAGUCCUCUGAUUGCAAUUGAAGCAUUGGCUAUGUCCUGUACCGAAUACAAUGACCUAGGGAAACUGCUUGUUGAUGUUGUCGAUUCUACUCCUGGAAGCAAAACAACAGAUCCUGUUCAGAUUCUCCAAGACAUACGUAAUGAUACUGAUUUCGAUAAUCAACUGAGCAAGCCGUUUGAGAACAAACUGCCAGUUUUAAUUAAAAAGUUUGACAGCAAGAUCAAGCAUUACUCUGAGCGAUUAGACGUCUCUAACCCCAAAGAAGUUGUGCUCAAAUUGCUACAUGCUGGAACGCUGAUUUUAACCACCACUCACCAAGUGGACAAACCAGUCUUUGACUUUUUCUUGUUACAUAUUCUGACAUCGUCACACGAAAUGGCCGAAAUUAUUCUGAGUCCUGAGCGUGGAGAACUGGUGUUCCCUGAAAGGUUUCACAGUCUUCUUGUAAAGCAACUGUGGACUAUUACUGUAAUCCUAUACAUUUCGCAGCUUCGCCCACUAAUCAAGCCAGAGAUCCUACCUGAGAUGAAAGAACCUAUUGAAGACAUCUGGAAAAGAGCCAUUGAAAAGACCCUGAGCGGCCCUCAAAAGUUCGACUCACAUUCACUGAAAGCAGUCCGUGCUAUGCUUGCUGCCGAACUGCUCACGAAAGACACCACGGGCGUCUAUGCUCGUGCUGCCAGCCACUUCGCAAACAACAAACCUGACACCGAGUACGGAGGUAGGACUAAUGGUAAGCUGUUAUUAGACGUCAAAGUCUGA